AUGAGGUACAAUUAUUCCGAAAUUCAUGAUUUUAGUAAUUCGGAAAGAGACGGUAGAAAUGUUAAGUCUGACUGGUUUUAUAAGAUACUUAUGAAUGGAAAAAAAUUAAAAAGAACAUGGCUCAGCUAUUCUUCAUAUAAAAAUGCACUUUUUUGUGUACCUUGUAAAUUGUUUACUAAAAUAGAAAACUCAUCCAACAUAUCAAAAUUAGCAUACACUGGCUUAACAAAUUGGAAAAAAGUUACCGAAAAAAUUCCAUUACAUGAAAAUUCACCAAUACAAAAAAAAAAUGUGUGUUCUUGGACUUCAUUGGAAAUGGCAUUGAAUCACUGCGAGGGUAUAGAUACAGAUUUGCAAAAUUCUAUAAGAAAAGAAGAAGAUCACUGGAAAUCCGUUUUAUUGGCAAUUAUAGACAUUAUAAUGCAUCUAGCAAUGGACGGAAGAGCAUUUCGAGGAUCUAAUGAAAUUAUUUCUAGUGUGGGAACAUCAAACCGAAGUGGAAAGUUUUUAAAUUUAGUUAAUCUAGUGUCACAUUAUCAUGAACCGUUAUCAAAACAUAUUGAAAGACAUAAAAAAGGUGGUCUUUCUUAUUUUUAA
Metopolophium dirhodum (rose-grain aphid) is the source of this 597-nucleotide messenger RNA. RefSeq names its product zinc finger MYM-type protein 5-like. The record is from RefSeq and is a predicted model, not a curated record. The transcript has a single exon. The coding region runs from base 1 to 597 and encodes 198 amino acids. NCBI's taxonomy places the organism in Eukaryota, Metazoa, Arthropoda, Insecta, Hemiptera, Aphididae.